Messenger RNA from Drosophila ananassae, 3853 nucleotides. RefSeq names its product histone acetyltransferase KAT6A. The record is from RefSeq and is a predicted model, not a curated record. The transcript has 4 exons. The coding region runs from base 141 to 3599 and encodes 1152 amino acids. Gene Ontology annotation, molecular function: RNA polymerase II transcription regulatory region sequence-specific DNA binding; zinc ion binding; DNA-binding transcription factor activity, RNA polymerase II-specific. Gene Ontology annotation, biological process: regulation of transcription by RNA polymerase II. Gene Ontology annotation, cellular component: nucleus. Lineage: Eukaryota; Metazoa; Arthropoda; Insecta; Diptera; Drosophilidae.
GCCAGGGAUACAGCAUCGCUACGAUUACGGUCACAUUAUUUUUAGAGGAAUAAACAAAAAGCAAGUUUUCCAAGAUAAAACCGCAGCUAUGUAGCUAAUUUUGGUAAAUACGAGCAGAGAGAUCCUUACAUCUGGCCAGCAUGGAACGGUUCGCCUUCAAGAUUGACGCGGCGCUGAAGGCAAACCUCUACAAGAUAUGUCGGCUGUGCGGCAUCGAUAAUCCUGAAAAAGUUCAGAUUGAAAAUGCGACAGAUAUUAUUGACCUGGACGAGCCCAGUCUGUGCCAGAAGGUCUACGAACUGGUUGGGUUUAAGGUUUCGUCCGCUGACAAAAUGCCGCAGACAAUGUGCAGCCUGUGCGUGGAUAAAAUCAAUGAUUUCUACGAGUUCAGGGAGAUGUGCUAUGCCACCAAUAAGCAAACGCGCAACCUGCUGGGUCUCCAGCAACUAGAGCCGGAGAAGCUUGAGAAUUUUCAUCCUGUAGUUAAGGAGGAGCCUCCAAUGCCCUACACAGGUCCCAGGCGCGGAAGAAAAAGGAAAGUGCCCAAGGAAUGGCUUAGAAACAACUUGCUUAAGGCUCAGAAGCUGAGACUGCAGCAGGAGGACUCUGGUUACCUUGUACCGAAAUCAGAGCAAGAAAUAAAAGAGGAGCCCCUAGAUCGCCCAAAUACAAGGAAUGCUCCCAAGAGAAGGAAAACCGCAUGCACCGUAUGUGGAGAGAAAUUUAUGAGUAAGGAGCUCGCGGAAAGGCAUAAGAGCCAGGUACACGUGCCUUCAAUUCCGCGCUACAUAUGCAACGCUUGCAAUCAGACACAUCACAGACCGCGAGACAUCCGGGCUCAUCAGCUGUGGCAUAAGCUCUCGAAGACGCCCUACAAAUGUCCACUGUGCGAUGCCAGCCUUGCUAACGCCUACGCCUUUACCCGCCACGUGCGCGAGCAUACGCCACCGACGCCAGUCCAGUUACUUGUCCUGGAUCGCGAGUGCCCGCUGUGCAAAACGACAUUCGUCACAAACUAUCUUUACAAUACCCACCGAUGUGCCAUUCGAAAACGUAAGUGUGGGGGUUGCAGUCGUGCUUUGAACACAGAAUCUGCUUACAUGCGGCAUGCCCCCUGGUGUGCGAAGAUCUAUCUCCACCACUCAACUCACAUUCUGCCUGAGGUGGUGAAUAAUGAGUCCCAGAUACAGAUCAAGAACGAAGUUGAAGAAUUCGAUCUAAGUGGCCUUCCACCGGCUACCGCUAUGCCGGCAGAUUUCGUGAUAGACGAUGAAAUGCAGCCAAUAGUGGUCCUGGAACGCCUGUCGUCUCCCCUAUUGGCGGCAUCGACGGAGGCCAACAGACCCGGCCCGUCAAAGAACAAGAGUAGCGAACGAGUAUCCUCUAAGAAGUACUUGAAGCGUGUGGAUCAGCUACUAAAGAACACAAUGAGUACUUUGGUUAGCAUCAAGCACGAGCCAGAAGUGCACAUCAAUGACACAGGACCAACUGAACAGCCGGAUGUCGAAACUGAUCCAGAGGAGGAAGAAGCUCGAGAUCCACCUGAGCUUGAAGAUCAUUUCAUGGCCGGUAACUAUGACAGUGAUGAAGAACCAACGACAUCUUCAAACGCGAUUGGCACUGAAAACUAUGCCAAUGUUUCUUCUAUUUCCGUAAAGCAAGAACUCGUAGACGAGGCCUACGAGAAACAAUUGGAGGUUAAGUCGGAGCCGCUUAAACUAAAAUUAAAAAUAACUAAGAAUCAUGGCAAGCUUAACUCCUCAAUUAUCGAUGAUCUCGAUGAGGCCGGCUUGGCGUCUGGCAGAGAACACAAAAAGAAGAAGAAACGUAAACACAAAGAAAGGGAGAAGGAGGCCCCCUCUGACACUGCCUUGAAUGUGCCCAUGGUCAAUAUUAAGCAGGAACCAAUCGACAGAGAUAGUGCGUCUGCUGGCUUGGUCCCAGAGGCCACAGUUAUGACCACCAUACCCAUCACCCAAAUCGGGAACAGUUUCGCAAGUGAGAGUGAACAGCUGCAAGAAUCGGUGGCGCAUGAGGAGAUGCUUUCGGAGAAUGAGGAUGUUAAACCAAAUAUUCAGGAAUUGGAUCGUCUUAUGCAGAUAUCGCACGUAGUAAGUGGUGUGGAUAUGGCGGAAGAGGCCAUGCCCUUGGAAAGAGCUGUGGAAGCGAAUGAGAAUGAGGUGGCUACGAAACAGUCUCCGCCAAGACCUAGGUCCACCGCGCGGAAGAGCACUGCUGGGGCCGUGCGCAAGCCAUCUAUUCCAGAGAAUAACUCACCUUUGCCGCAGAUCGUGGCGGUGGAAGGUGGCGAUGCAGUCACCUUUAACAUGGUACCGGAUGUUCGCAUUAAGGCAGAGCCUCUUUAUCACGGAUAUGCAGACGGUGAACCAGACGACGAACAUACCGCCUUGGAAGAGAUAAACCAUAACGAAAAACUGGAGGCAGAAAAUGCGUAUAGUAACAGUAUGGACUUGGGCAACGUUCCUGUCAAGCAAGAAAGGGACUUGGAUAUAUCGGAUGAGCAAACUGAUUCGCAUUUCAAUGGAUUGAAUAAGGGAACCGACAGCGAAGAUGACGAUGGGAAUGAAGAUUCGUCGGCUGACGAAGCCGAGGAAGCCAUGGAGGAGGAGGAGAAGCGCAUCUAUCGCGAAAUAGAGAUGCCGCCAUUGGAACCGCAAGACGAAAUUGAAAAAGCCGCGCCCUCAGCACCCAACCUUUACGAUUCAGAGGCUUCUGCAGGCAUUAAAUCAGAUGCUACCCCAGUUAACUUGGUCAUAACCAAUAUCUGCAGCCAAGCAGAAGAAAGUUUCAAUAAACCUACGGGGGCUGUAGGUAGUUCUAAUCUUUCCAAUGAAAGUCAAUCCUUGGCAUCUGCUGAAAGAGUUAAUCCUGCAUCUCCUGAUGAAACACAGGAGCAAGAUGUUAUUGAGGCAACCUUUCCAGAAACUGUAGAGAGUCAUGAGAGUUUGGAGAAUUCCUCUGUUGGUGCUGCUAGUUGUGCUGUUGAAGACCGUAUUAGUCCCCCCGUUGCUGAGGAAGAUCCCCCUCCAAGCACUAGUUCUACUCUGCACAACCAGGGAGAUUCAGGAUUACCGGCUGUAUGUGAAAGCCAAGCUGUCUCCACCCCACCCAACGAACCCCCAGAACGUUCUGAGAAACCCGAUAGGAACCCAAGAACCGAAGCAUUUAAUGCGGAAUCUUUACCAGCAAUGUCCCAUAGUUCCCCCAAAGACAGUGAAGCUCAAGCCCUCCCUGUUAGCACGUCAUGUGUAGAAAAUAACUAUGCCAGUGAUGAGGAGCAACAAAAUGUACUCAACCACGAACUUUCGGAGCAACAGGAGCAGCCUCAGCCUCAAUUGGAGGAACCCAUUCCGCCGGCAAACGUUUCUGGAUCCGACGAGGAGGCUGAGAACCGCAUCAAUGAGCAGCAGCAACAGCUGGAGCUCCAGGGCCCUAAUGGGGAGGAUCAGCGACAGCAACGCUGCCAAGAACCCGACGACUCUAACAUCAACGAGAUUGCUGAGAACAAUAACAACGCCAAUAUUGAGCGCGAACUGCAAGACGAUGCGUUAGGGGCUCAGGAAAAUGUUAAUCAAUAGACUUGGACUAGCCAAUAGGCUACACCCAAUAUAAAAUAUAAUAUGUUACCUAUAAAUCACCCAUCAACUUGUAAAUAUAUAUAUAUGCUUUCGUAUUUAAAAAGAAAUGCAGCUCGAUCCCGUGAAGUGCGAAUAAUCUUUGAAGGAAUAGAUUUAGUUUUAAGUUAGAUAUACACAACUUUAUUACAUAAAUUAAUGGCUUAUACAAUAGAAUAUGUAAGUAUUAUGUAUUUAAAUACAUAAAUCGCACAAAA